AUGGGCUGGACCGUGUGCAAUGCGACCGAAGAACAUGCAAAGAUCGUCGAGGAGGAUCUUUGGGAUGGCGGUAUUUCCUUUCACCAGUUGAGUCUGAUCGUUGGUGGCGUAUGUGCCCUGCUCGCUUGCGCGAUCUCGAUUUUCUUGAUCAUGGGCCAUGCCAUGCAUUACAGUAAACCCAUCGAACAGCGACACAUCAUCCGGAUCCUAUGGAUGGUACCCAUCUACUCCCUUGUCGCGUGGCUCAGCAUCCUUUUCUACAACGAUUCGGUUUAUUUCGAGGUCAUCGGAAACUGCUACGAGGCUUUCUGUAUCGCCGCCUUUUUCUCCUUGAUGUGUCAUUAUAUUGCGCCGGAUGUGCACAGUCAGAAGGAUUAUUUCCGUGGGAUCCAGCCCAAAGCCUGGCUUUGGCCCUUGAGCUGGUUUCAAAAAUGGAAGUGCUGUGGCGCUCAGCGCGGUGCCUGGCGGAACCCUCGCAGCGGCCUUACAUGGUUUAAUGUCGUUUGGGUCGGCGUCUAUCAAUACUGUGUUAUUCGCGUUUUGAUGACCAUUGUGGCUGUCGCUACGCAAGCAGGCGGUAGAUACUGCGAGGAGUCACUAAGCCCAGCUUUCGCGCAUGUCUGGGUUAUCGCCAUCGAAUCCGUCUCGGUUACAAUAGCAAUGUACUGCUUGAUUCAGUUUUACUACCAAAUAAAGGAUGAUAUCAAGCAGUAUCAGCCGUUUUUGAAGAUUCUCUCUAUCAAAUUGGUCAUUUUCUUGUCUUUCUGGCAAUCAACUCUCAUCAGUCUGCUUGUCUCGGCAGGGGCUCUCUCUGCAACCAAAAAGAUAGCGAUGACGGAUCUCAAGUACGGCCUGCCUGAUCUUCUGAUCAACAUCGAGAUGUUUAUUUUCUCAAUUCUCCACCUGUGGGCCUUCAGUUGGAAGUACUAUGCCACAUAUAGCCCAGGCACCGAAAUCACUGAUUUCUAUGGCAAUGGCAAGUCUUCCUACCAAGGCGGAAAAUGGGGCCUCGAAGCGCUAGUCGAUGCGAUGAAUCCCCUCGAUCUCAUUAAGGCCAUUGGUCGUAGCGCCCGCUGGCUGUUUGUGGGUCGGAAGAACCGUACGCUGGACCCCAGCUAUCGGGUAAACCAUGAGACUAUUGGAUUACAGCCUUCCGAAUCUGGGACUAUCAGCGCCGGAGGGACCGCCUACCAAGGUGCCAGUCCAACCAUUUCUGGUGUCCAAGGCGGGCGCUAUGGUGGGGGCGAGGAAGGUGAGGUCCUUCUGGCUCACGCGCAGCCGAAUCCGUCUUCUACAAGUGUGCCGGGCACUUCCCCUUGGGAUGAUGACAAUGAUGAUUACCUGAAUGGGCAGCCAGCACGCUAUUACGGUCAUACGGGAACCUCUCCCUAUGAUGAUAUCGAGCACCAGAAUACUGGAUACCAGUCCAAUGAGGCUUCAGAGCAUCAUCACUCCUACCCUGUUGACGGGCCCCUUCGCGAGCAGGCUCCGAUGCCAAUGCCAGAGCCGUAUCAACCCCCACCACCCUACCCUGAGAGUCCGCACCAUUCAUGA
This is a messenger RNA of Penicillium macrosclerotiorum, 1554 nucleotides long. Its product is annotated as OSTA/TMEM184 family protein. NCBI's taxonomy places the organism in Eukaryota, Fungi, Ascomycota, Eurotiomycetes, Eurotiales, Aspergillaceae. Gene Ontology annotation, biological process: transport. The transcript has 6 exons. The coding region runs from base 1 to 1554 and encodes 517 amino acids. The record is from RefSeq and is a predicted model, not a curated record. Gene Ontology annotation, molecular function: transporter activity.